CCUGUGCUAGACCCGGGAGGUGCAACGGUGAAGCUCUUGUGCGCUCCUGUUCUUGCUAUAAAACGGAACUUCACAAUAUUCUGAACGAAACUGAGUCGUCAAAAGCAAGAGCUCAUAGUAACCUUAAUGCCGCGUUAAAUAUACUUAAAGAAUCUACAUCUGCAAUUAAAUUAUGAGGCUUCAACUAGAGUCAGAGAGAUGUCCAUUACAUAACCCGGACAAUAACACUGUACAUCUUGAGAGCUGAGGUAUGGACCAUUUCCUAAGUGGCUUGGACCACGGACCGAACCCGUGGUAUGCUCCACGCCCCCCUGUAACAAGUCAUGGUCACGAGUUUUCCAUUGGUAACAGCUCAUUCCAGUUGAUUCCUAUUUCUGGCAACAGCAACCAUAUCAGCAGCAAUCAUAGUCCACACACAGUGCCACCAACACCAACCUCGCAGCAAAAUAUACAGUCUGCCUUCAAACCCCCAGCCGAUUCCUCAAAGGUUAAAUCUGAGGUCAAAGAUGAAGAUGAAAGGAAUGGAAGCAAGACUCCAUCUCCUUCAGUAGCCCUAACACCGUUGUCUACUAAUAUGGCUCACCACAGCCAUAAAGCCAAAAAUAGUGAGCGGUGGGACACGAAAAAGGUGUGCAACAUUUGUGGAAAAGUGCUCUCACGCGGUGACAAACUGAAGAAUCACAUCCGAACACAUACUAACAAUUUCCCUUUCCACUGUGAUACAUGUGGCCAAGGAUUUCUCCGAUCUGAGGGCCUUCGUGUGCACAAUCGAAUUCAUACUGGGGAACGUCCAUAUGUUUGCAUGGUCUGUGGUAAAGCAUAUACGAGAAAAGAUAAGCUGACUAGACAUGCUAUUGUUCAUACUGGUGAAAGGCCAUUUGUGUGUCAGCAUUGUGGUAAAUCUUUCACACGAAAAGAUAAGAUGCAGCGGCAUGAGAUGAUACACAAAGUUGAAAAACCUUUCACCUGUGUUCCUUGUAAUCUGGAAUUUGUACGCCAGGAAACUUUCAAUGCUCAUAUGGAAAGGAAGCAUCCAGAACGACUUCCUUAUACUGUAGUGCAGCAUGCACGUUCUGGAAGCCCAGGAUACAAUCCCCAAGGACUUAAUCUCUCAGAUAGCAAGAGUGGUAUCAAACUGUCUCUGGGCAGUUCUAAACAAUCAAACAGUUCCACGUCAACAAGUUCUACAACCACCACUUCGAGCGCAUCUUUUCAAAGCGGUCCCUCACUCACAGGUGGCUCAUCAGUCCCUGCUGGUACCUCUUUAACAAGUGGACACUCACUCUUAAGUGGCACUUCACUGUUAGCUGGUUCACCACUUACCAACAGUUCUGCACUUUUAAGCAGUGUUUUACUCCCUAGUGGUAGUGGGGCUCACGCCUUAUCAUGAGCUUAAUUGGCCUAAACAAUUGGUUUCCUACAUGGAUGUGAGAGAUUUCUUAUCUAUUACUAACUUCUCAUGUAAGUUUUAUCAUAGAAGUAUCUUUAUAAUGUAUUACUUUUUAAGAGUAACAUUUCGAUAUGACUUUGUAGCUUCGCUUAUGUAUUUCAUUCGCAUAAUUGAUGUACAGUAUUGUUCAACUUUUUUUUAACAGUGACUGUGUUUUGAAUAAUUUUUAUAUUGCAUAGAUUGACACUUUAUUGUAAUGUAACUAUUUUUUUUUUUGUAGCUUACAUAUUUUAUUUCAGUAUUAGAGCUCAAAUUAUAAAUUAUGUUUCCAUUAGGCAAAAAAAUCAUGAAGUGAUUUGAGGGUUUUAAUUAUUUUGUUUAUCAGUAACAAUGUCCAACUUUUAUGUACAGGAUGGGAAGUUUAUUAUUCUGAAGUCUCUUGUAAUGAUAAUUAUUCCCCAAACUAAGAGAGAAAUGGCUAUUAAAGAGAAAAUCAUGACUGUUAAUUAGCUGCACUUAUUUUACUAUGUAUUUUUUUUAAUUAUACGAAUAGGGUAAAAUUGCUGGUAUCUGACUUUCUAACGUAAGUUAUUGCACACUACAAAUUUUCAAAGUCCAGAAUAUAUUAUUUGAGACAUGAUCCAUAAUUAAAAGAAAAACUGUUCAUUUAUCACAUAUUUUUCACAUUUUUUAUGUAAAACUCCAAAUGAAAAUCAACAAUUGAAUUUUGUUUUAAUAUGCUCAGUGACUUCCCAGGGCGUCAAAAUGUGUCCUAGUCUUACACGCAACGUUAUUUUACGUUAUGCUACACGCUACUGUAAUCUUCAAAAACUUUAUCUAGGCAAUAUUAAAUGAGUUACCAUUCAUAUGUUAAUAAAAUAAUCACUUAUUAAAGGAGUUACCAUUUAGAAUUAUAUUCUAUAUCUUCCCACACUGUAUGGGCAAACUUUCGAGCAAAGUAUAAAUGUUAACCAGUCAUAUUAUAGAUAGCUACCACAACAAAUUAAAUUUUAAGAGAGUUAACCCUCCAAUAUUUUCUAAGAUCCAGCCCCCUUAAAGCUUGGUCUUCAAAGUUAAGGCCAUGAUUUCCCAAAUUAAGUAAAUGAAGUAGGCUCCUUUACCUUCUUAUGCCCAAAAGUUUCUUUAGUUCGAGAUUUUCUAUGAAAUAUCUUUGGAACUCAUUCCAAUGAAUCAUUUAGAAGACAAGGUUUCAUGACUGCAGUAUUUUCAGAAUAACAUUUCUGGAAAACCUCCAUUGAACAAAACAUCAAAAUUUGCCAUUUCUAAAACUAUAAAUAGCCAUAUGAUUUAAAUUAUAAACAGCACCCUAAACUAUUGUUUUUCCCACACCCUAUACUAUUGUUUUUCCCACACCCUAUACUAUUGUUUUAGUUAGGAUAGUCUAUGACUUUUUUUUAUCAACUCGAUGAAACUUAGUAAUUAAGAUAUAGCUCACUAUUUCGAAAACUUCACCCCUAAAAUUAAAACUAGCCAUAUGAACUUUUUCAAACCAGGUUAAUCCAAUUUUUCCCACACAAAGCUGCUUUUGAUCAAGUUCACCCAUGAUCUUGGGAACCUGUUCCAAUUAAUAAUUUAGGAUAUAUGGGUUUAUAACAAAUUUCAGAAUAAAAUAGAUAACACUUCCACUAAAAUAAAAUUUGAUCUCCAUCAAACAAUAAAGAAGCACAAGAAUAAAUACAAACUUGAGAAAAUAUAUGGUCUGCAGGAAAUUACUUUACAUUAUGAUCCAAAAUUUACAUAACAUAUGAAUUUACAUAACAUAUGAAUAAGAGGAAACUGCACGGGGUAUUAGCCCCUAAGAGGCAACUCCUCCACAUCUAUACUUCUCCAAACUCAUUCCUUUAUGCUCUAUAUCUAACCUAUGCUUGAAAAACACUAGCAAUUUCACAGCUAUUAUGUUACCUGGUAAUGUGCUCCAUAAACCAAAAAUGCUGAAAUCUGAACUUUUCUGACAUCCACAAUUUUGGAGAGAUUCAGUGACCAAAUUUAUUCUAGUUUUUUUUUGUUUUAGGGAUUCCCAUUAUCGAGGACCAGAUUUCUUAUUGGUUUACUGUAUGGAUAUCAGAUUUUAAAAUAUAAAUGAUAUCUCUGUGGAAACUCCAAUGUUGUGUAUUGCAAGAGGAAAUGUUAAUUUGCAAUUCCAGAGUAAUGUCUGGAAUUGUAAUGGUUAUUAAGCCUUUAAAUAUGUUGGCCUGCAGAUAUAAAGUGCUGCACAAAGUGUUUGUAAACACAGGUUGCCAAUAUUCUGACAGCUAGACACGUCACCAAUUUGUAAAUGACUGUAUCUGUUCAGCAAUUUUGUUUCAUUUCUAUUAGGCAUCAUUCCUAUAAUAAUAUGUAGUACCUGGCUCCUGAAUGUUUGGUCAGCCCAAAGUUCGGCGACUUUCCUUGGAAAUCACCAAGCUUUAAAAUCUAAUAUGGCUGGACAUAGUAGGAUGGUGUGUAAGGAGUUUUUAUUGGUGUUUUAAGAUUGGUGGGUAGCCCUACCCACAUUGCCAGACGCUGAAAUUGGCCUUCUCAUGCUGGUGGCUCAUUUCUUGGUAGCCACUGGCUGUUAAGGUCUUAUAUAAUAUACAAGGUAGCAUGGUGUGUGAACAUGCAUUGGUGGCACUUUCAAUUCAUUUGGAGAUUUAGUACUGGGUUUCAGAAGCUGGGUACAUGCAAUGAGGCAUUUGUGGUGCUGGUAUCCAGCCAUAUACUUUAUUACUGAAAAUGCACCUCUCUAGUGUCUACCCCCACCCUGUGUAAUUCCCCCUACACUGUGUAACCCCCAUGUUUAGGAAUCAUAAUACAUCUGCCUGAACACUAACGAAUACAUAUUAAAAUAUAAUGCCUUAAAUUUAAUGAUAAAAAAUUAAAUAUUUUCUUACCAUUUUCAUUAGGAGCAUGCUCUUAGUGAUGAAAAAUCAAAUGUUAUAACUUUUAUUCCAACUCUCAAAUAUAUUUCAUGCUUCAAUAUAUUAUUGAAGUAUAUUUAAGGAAUUUCUGACAUUUGUGACUCUUCUAUUCAUUGGUGCAGACGUUAGAGAAUUUUAGGCAUCAGUUGCCGGAUUCCAAUUACCAGCUGGAAUCUGAUCAACUGGAUACUGGUAACUGGCAGGAUGCCUCCAACUUUACCCUAUUCUCAAGACAUGAGUAUUGUUUGAAGAAGUCUGUCCAAGUAGAUUGAUGUACAAGGAAGAUGAUGACAGAAAUAUCUUUCUCUCAAAUGUGGAACACUGUAUGUAUUCUAACCUAGAAAAAUAAUUAUUUAUCCUUUCAGCUAUUUAAUAGUAAAAACAUGCAUGUAGGCAGCUUUUAUUACAAUAAUACAUAUUUUUCCUGCAGGGGUAUUUUUAAAAUUAAACAAAAUUGCUGCAAUAUGUGCAUUGUAUUUUUCUUAAUGGAAUAGGGUAAUACAUGAAGUGGAAUUAAACAAAAUUAAAUGGAAGAUUGACCAGAAAUAUGAAUCAUAGAAGCUGCAAACAUACUGUACAGUGAAUCAAUUAUUAGAUUAAUAAUAAAUGACCUAAUGAUGUAGUUUGCAUAGCUCUCUAACUGGCUUCUGCUGAAGUAGUAUACUUCUAGUUCUUCAGAUUAAAUACUUGUUCCUUUGAUAGGUUGCUAAGAAUUACUGCAUUUUUGUCAUUUGUUAUUAGGACUGGCUAUGUUUUUUCCAACUAAAUUUAUUUUCAUUU
Molecule: messenger RNA, 5088 nt
Organism: Procambarus clarkii (red swamp crayfish)
Lineage: Eukaryota; Metazoa; Arthropoda; Malacostraca; Decapoda; Cambaridae
Product: zinc finger protein 184
Biological process (GO): regulation of transcription by RNA polymerase II
Cellular component (GO): PcG protein complex; transcription regulator complex; chromatin
Molecular function (GO): RNA polymerase II cis-regulatory region sequence-specific DNA binding; DNA-binding transcription factor activity, RNA polymerase II-specific
Source: RefSeq, a predicted model, not a curated record